CCCGUCAAUAUAUAAUCUUCUUAUACCCAAAAAACAAAAAAGAGCAGUAUAUUUUCAUACGGGAAAGAGAAAAGUGUAUACAAAAAUAAUUAACAAUCCAAAAUCCAACGGUUGAGUCGUUGAAUCGGUGUAACGCCCGAACUUUGAGCAGUAACCUCACCAAGGUUUCUACCACCUUGUGUCAGUGAGCGUUUUGUUUUUCAACAUAGAAAAAAAAAAAAAACAACGGUGUGGUAUCGCGUAUCGAACUUGUUUUAUUUUGAAUAAUAUCGCAAGUGUCAUUAUACGCGAAUAUAUAUUGAUGAACUCGGGUUGAUCAAACAAAUAAGUGCGUUAGAUAAAUGAAAAAAUAUUGACUUUGAAUGUGGCGAAUUUUUUUGCGUUCCGACGUAGAGGCACCAAUCUGACAGUUGGUUCAUACCGCAUACGUUUUUUGUUAAUUUCAAUUCGACGUCUCUUCGUGAUUCUAACGAUUUUUGGAACGUUAUGACUCGAAAGACUAUCUCAAAACAAUAGAAUUCACUUUUUUUUUGUUUAUUUAUUUAUUUUUUUUUUUUUCACAAAAUCUUGAGGCUCAUAUAGCAGCUCGAAGCUCAUAGUUCGGCAGCCUUAAUUAACAAAAUAUUGUAAAAAAAGCCAAAGGAGUUUGAAAAAAUGUCGAAGAAUAAAUUAAAUCUGACACUGCCGCCGGGCUCUAUAGAGCCGGUACCGGUCGUGUCACCUUCUCCGCCGGUUCAACCCCUCGCAACGUAUGCCGAGCCGCCUGUUAUACAAGACAGAGUCAUGGGUAAAAUGAGCAUCGACGCCAUACAAGAAAGACUGGAAGAAUUGGAAAUGGACGAGGAACAGCGCAAGAGACUCGAGAGCUUCUUGGGUCAAAAAGAAAAAGUUGGAGAAUUCGGAGCUGGAAACGGCGGUGUUGUAACGAAAGUGAGGCAUAAAAAGUAUGGCCUUAUCAUGGCUAGAAAGCUGAUUCAUCUGGAAGUCAAGCCGGCUAUAAAGAAACAAAUUAUUCGUGAACUGAAAGUACUCCACGAGUGUAACUUUGCCCAUAUUGUUGGAUUUUACGGAGCUUUUCACAGCGACGGAGAAAUUAGCAUAUGCAUGGAAUACAUAAUUGAGCGCUCUUUGUGUCAAAUUAUAAAAAAAAAAAACCUUGUCUUGUCUUUCAUUUGUUUAUCUCUCUGCUUAAUAAUCUCUGUGUUCAAGGUGCUGAAAGGUUUGAGUUAUUUGCGAGACAAACAUUCGAUUAUGCAUCGCGAUGUUAAAGCGAGUAACAUACUCGUCAAUAGCGCUGGUGAAAUAAAAAUCUGUGAUUUUGGAGUUUCUGGACAGUUGAUCGAUUCAAUGGCCAACUCUUUUGUUGGCACGAGGAGUUAUAUGUCGCCAGAAAGAUUGCAGGGCACCCAUUAUUCUGUUCAAAGUGACAUUUGGUCGUUGGGACUGUCGCUUGUAGAAAUGGCGAUUGGAAUGUAUCCUAUAUCAUCGACACCACCACCACCACCACCACCACCACCGCCACCGCCACCGCAGCCACCCAUCACCAACACCGUCAACAAUGUAUCUACGCCGACCUCGCAAUCACCCGCACACAACGCUGGUAGUCCCAGACCAAUGGCAAUUUUCGAAUUGCUCGAUUACAUCGUAAAUGAGCCGCCACCGAGGCUGCCACCGGGAAUUUUUACUGACUCUUUUAUGGACUUUGUCGAUCGCUGUUUGAAGAAGAAUCCAGCAGAGCGAGCUGAUUUAAAAACACUGAUGAAUCACGAGUGGAUAAAGAAGGCCGAAAUGGAGAACGUCGACAUCGCUGGAUGGGUUUGUCGAACUAUGGAUCUGCAACCGACCACUCCGACCCGUCCGGAGAACGUACAGUCUUGAAUAAAUGUCACUCUUACAUACUUGACCACGUACAUACGCGUUCAAAACUCCUGAGUCACUUUUCGUUAGGAAUAUAUACGUAUCAUACGUAUAUUUCGAAUAUGUUGUUGUUGUUUUUUUAUAUAGGGGAACAUGGGGCAAAGUGGCCACAUGGGGCAAAGUGGCCAUCCACUUUUUUGGGGCAUUUUUGAAUUCUGGGGCAAAGUGGCGACUCACGCAAUUCCGAUUUCUGGCGGGGCUCAGGUUCAGUGAGAAUUCUAUGUUUUUUGAGAAAUUGAUAGCUAUUUGAGGCAGAGGGUGAGAAUCAUUUUGCGAAUUACUGAUAAAUGUCUAUUUUAUUUUAAUUGACAAAAAUCGUACUUAUAAUGGACUUCAUCUUCAUCAACACCUGCACACAAGGUGUGCGCCCAUUUUAGGCAUGUUUCGCAGCGAAUUCAAUCUUUGGAGGAAUGCGAAUAAAGUUGAUCGCAGAAAAUACACGCAACGUCCGCCGCAGACAAGAAUUUUUCUUUUUUGAUGAUCUCUUUUUUCUUACUCACUAGAUUUGCGCGAUACGACGGACUCGUGACAAUGGCGGUUUUCCCACGAUUUGCCCCCGAUAAGAACGGGCUUUUGCCACUGGUAAUGGCAAAAUUUAUCCAAGUAUUCCGACUAAUUCUUUUUUCAUCCCAUCGAAGGAGGGUACCUACUAUGCCUCGUUUCUUUUCGGUUUAUCGCGGCCUUCAAUGUUCCAUGCGGGAACAGUCUAUUACAACGUCUAUUUAACCAGAAGUGACAAUUAUCGAUUUUCACCGCAUUCGAGAGGGUGGCCACUUUGCCCCAAAAAAUUUUCUCGAUCAAAUAAGGAAAAAGAGGAUGAACAAAGAGUUUUAAGACUCAACAAUAGUCGAAAGAUCAUUUAUUAUCUGAUAAAGUGGGCUGGAUAUUCAUUUUCGGCAUGAAAAAAAAUUUGGCAAAAUUUAUCGAAGUAUUCUGACUAAUUUUUUUUUCAUCCUAUCGAAGGAGGGUUCGUACUAUGCCUCGUUUCUUUUCGUUUUAUCGCAUCCUUCAAUGUUCCAUGCGAGAACAGUCAAUUCCAACGUCUAUUUAACGAGAAGUGACAAUUAUCGAUUUUCACCGCAUUCGAGGGGGUGGCCACUUUGCCCCAAAAAUUUUUUUUUUCAAAAUUCGAGCAAUAAGGAGGUGGAAUCAGUUUGGGGACAUAAAAAUAAGUAAAUGACCAUGUGCUACCCGACAAAACUCGUUAAAUUCCUUAAGUGGGCCACUUUGCCCCAUACUCCCCUAUAUAAUAAUCGGUUAGUCCAUUAUUGUUUUCCUCGUAAAGUGGCGGCGUUAGCUGUUUCCGUUGUUGAAAUAUCUCUAUCCUUGGACUGGUGAACGUGAAAUGUACACGGGGGAACGCGUAAAAUGCUGGCAUCAAUUCCAAUUGAGUCGUUCUCGAUAGCGACGAUCCCGAAGGACAAAAAAAAAAGAGAGAGAAAGAGAGGAAAAUAAGUUAAUCGACGGAUCGAAGGAUCCUAUAGUUGCAAAGUAAUAAAAUUAAUCGAGUAACUCGAGUGUGUUGAAACGGGCAUUGUGAAUAACUCGCGAUGUAAUAAAAAUUUUGCGAAAAAUGUGAUUCGCGCGACGUCACGCCACCACUACUACUCUUCAUCAUAGAUUCAUUCACCCGAUCAUUAUCAUUAUUUGUUUUUGUUUACUUAAUCAUCUCUCAUCAGUUUCCUUUGAAAAGUAUGUAAGACAAUGUGAAAGCAAGAUAACACACACACACACACACACACACACACACACACACACACACACGGUGAGAAGAGUUAUAGCGUCGUACAUUACGUACAUUUAGAUAUUGUUAUAAGAAUAAAGAAACCGCGCGCGCGCGCAUGCCCACGAUGUAUGUAUUUCCUGGGAUAAGAAUUAGGAUAUCGAUAGAGAAAAAAAAUGCAAACGUACAUUUAAUACAAUUAUGAUACGAGCAUAUGCAUAUAGGCAUAAAUUAAAAAACAACAACAGACAAUUAUUCGACGCGAUUUAUUUAUUUAUUAUACGAGGAUUUGUACCUGAAGAUGUCCAACGUUUUUUAAACAUGUUUUAUCAUUUCAGUCACACCCGGCUUAAAUCUUUUAUGCCGCGCAUAGAUAUAUAUAUAUAUAUAUAGGUACAUAUACGUAUAUCUAUCGAUAAUAAUACAAAUACUCGAAAUUCAUGCGGAUAAUUGGGGUAAUUCGCCCACUAACGAUACACACCGGGGAUGAUACCUUUCGAAAGAUUUCUCUAGCAAACGUUUCAAACGUCGAAUAAAAUUACUUUAAUCCCCAUCAUUUAUAGACCGUUGUAGAUUUAUUUUAUUUUUCAUCGUAUAUACUAGUUCCUCGCAUCCGUAUCUCGGACCACAUACAUAUACGCAUAUAUAUAUGUAUAUAUACUCUAUGAACCGGACGAUAAUUUCAAGUUUGUUAUUCCGCAUAGUGAUAAUAUUAAGAUUAAACUUUUUCAAGAUCCUUCAGUUUGAAAAUUUUAUUUGAGGAGUUUUCCGUGGCCAAAACUCGAAAUAUUCAAUUAUUUUUUUUUUUACUCCUCUUUGUUGUUUAUUUUCAAAUCGUUUUUUUUCUUUCUUUCCUUCGCGGUGCGUCACGAAACACGUUUUAUAUUGAUACAUUUGCUUUUGAAAAUGUUCGUUUUCCGCGAGUAUCAAAUUUCGUCUGAUGAACGCUUAAAAACGAUUAUAAUGACAAUCUUUGAGGAGAGAAAAAACUUGAAAUAAAUAUUUCUCAACAUUCGCAUGAUUAAUCGCUAAUUUGCCAAACGAUAGUUUGCUGCAUUUUUUAGUACAAACUUGAGGCAAAUUGUUUUAAAAAAUUUUUCUCUUUGGGCGUUGAAUAUACACGAUUAAAACCAAUAACGCGGUCACACAGUCUUUCCCGAGUAAAAAUAUAGCCCAUCAGUUUUAGCGAAUCAACAUCGCGUUGUAGUGUAAAAAUUAAUAAAGCUACCGUUGAACAAAUGGAAAAAAAAAGUUGAGUCUCUUGUUCACAUGAGAGAAUACCAUAAAAAUAUUAGCUUUUUUUUUAUAUCGUCGCGAUUCUUAAUCUCAAGUGCUAUAUGUGGAAAGAAGCAACAGAAAAAAAAGGGAAAAUGUUAUGUGCAGCAUUUCGUGAUUUCCCGGUUCUCGCUGCAAUCACUGCCUUCAUUCUUCUGCGUGCAUAUUUCAAUAGAUUUUAAACAGUUUUUUUCUCGAGCACAAGUUUGUACUCCAUGUAUAUGUUUAAUUUUUGCAGUCUGCUCGAAUAAUUUCAUCGCCAACUGCGUUCAAUAUAGUUGGCUGAGUCGGCUUUCGGUCUCUGCUAUGUAUAUUUGUGAUUACCGAGUUCUCGUGAAACGUGUCCUCUGCCGAUUGACAUUCACAUAUGAUAAUGAAAAAAUAGAGACACGAUAAACGAGAUCAAUACCCCGCACGCUGCACUUUUGAAUUGAACGAACUAAUAAUUUGCGAAUGAAAGGUACUUAACGAAUGUUAUGAUUCGAUAGAGGGAAUUGCGACAUACCAUCCAUCUUUUGUCAUUUAAGCAGAUAAUGAAAAUCUACAUUUUUUUUAUUUCUUAAUAAAAUUAGUUUAUAAAAACAAAAUAUAUUUUGUUGUUCAAACAUUCAAUAAUAUUCUCGUGGUUGAGUUUUAUCUAAAAAUAAAUAAUAGUCCAUAGUUUAUAUGUCAUCUAUUGUCAUACAAUGAUGAUGAAUAAUUAUUAUUGCAUAUGCGGGAAGCAUCAGCGAUUGAAUAUUUUCCUAAAGCAAGAAACACAGUACAUUUGCAAUGAAACCUACUUAAAUUUGAAAGAACAAAAAAAUAAAUAAAUAAAUGGACGAAGAAAAAAAUUGAUGAUGGUCGUAAUACUGCGGACUUGGGCUAAUUUUUAUUCUAAAUAUAAAUGAAUUUUGAGUGACAUUUGCGCACAAUUUCUACAACCCUCGUGGUGAUCAAUUUAUUGUAAUGUCGUCCGAUUUUUAUUAGAUGAGUAGUAUGGAAGAAAAAGAUAUUUUCUAAACAAUUAUAUGGAAACGCGAUGGGUCCUGUUAAGAGUCAGUGGUGGGAAGCGGCGGCAGUGACAACGACGACGAUGACGACUCAUAAUUGUACUUGUCUAAAUAAAAUUUAAGGGCCUAUACAAAUUUCGCAUUGUAUUGUUGGACCGAACCGCGGAUGAAGCUGAUUGACCACGGUUACCCCCCCCCCCCCCCGUGGUCGCGUCGAGUCAAUUUUUUCAAUUGAUCCAUACUACGAAAAGCGAGGUUCAAAUUGUAAUAAAAAAAAAAAAACGUCUUCAACCAUGGGUUGACGAAUUCGAUAUUCGAAAUUCGGAAUAUGGGAAAAAAAAAGAUGGAACAUGUUGGAAGAAUAGUUCAAUUUUCACGCAGUUUAAAGGGAGAAAAAGAAUUUUGUACUUUGCGUGUGUCGUCGAAUUUUUGUUUUUUUUUUACGAAAAUAGGUUACAAAACCUACAGCACUAAUUGAAAAUUCAACUGAUUAAUCAAUUUUUGAAUAUUUUAUAAACCUUUCAUCGAGUGCCCAUUCCGAGAUCAAUUUUUGAAUAAUUAAAAAUAUUUCAAUUUACUUUAAAUUAUUCAAUCAUUGGCAAUUCGUCAAAAUCGAUAAGCCUUUUUGUUUAUUUUUUGUUUUUCUUUGCGAAUUUUUAAUGAAAUAAUAUUAUUGCAUUAAAAAAUGCUGCACAGUUGCUAAUUCCGCUGUAAUGCAAAAAGUCUAUAGGGAGUAGUAGCCAGGUUUUGCAGCAGCCUUCUCUUCCGACUUAUUGGCUUGAAAAAAAACUUAUCGGUUCAUGUACUCAAACUGCAAUAUGUGAUCUUUUGUUCGUUUCUUGAAAGAAAAGAAAAAAAAAUGCCCGAGCUGUGUAACGUCCAAAUUUAUUUUGACAUAUUGCGUAUUCGGUCUUUUUGGAAAUUUGGUUUUUCAAAAAUUUCAAUAAACAUAUGUACGAGUUGUUUUUGUUUUCGAGAUAGAGAAAUCAUUUGUUUGAAAUUUGCGGACGAAUAUUGAAGAAAAAUAAUUGUAGUAUCGAUAAGAGAGUCUAUAUAUGUGAUUGCGCAAUUGUAUGAAAAUAUCGUUCAUGUGUUAUAUAUCGAUCAGAAUAAAGUAUAUUAAAUCAA
This is a messenger RNA of Venturia canescens, 7035 nucleotides long. Its product is annotated as dual specificity mitogen-activated protein kinase kinase dSOR1-like. Gene Ontology annotation, biological process: protein phosphorylation. The transcript is spliced from 9 exons. Gene Ontology annotation, molecular function: protein kinase activity; ATP binding. The record is from RefSeq and is a predicted model, not a curated record. NCBI's taxonomy places the organism in Eukaryota, Metazoa, Arthropoda, Insecta, Hymenoptera, Ichneumonidae. The coding region runs from base 655 to 1878 and encodes 407 amino acids.